GCCCCCGUUUUGUUGUUUGGCUAAAGAUGGCGUUAGCGGCUAAUACAGGCGACCGCAUUCUGUUCUACAAAUUUUACUCGGCCAGUGGUAUCAAAACACUGUUCAAUUAGAGGUUUAAUUCGUCGGCUGAUGUGCAAAAAAUAUGGUACAUAGAGAAAAUACACGUCCAUGACAUAGAAUAGCGACUGGCUGGCCUUCUAACGAUGUAGGCCUGUUCUUAAAGGAGUGGACAGAGGCUGCUGGAACUCCAUCUCCCAACAGCAUCCGCGGCGUCAGGUGGUACGUCUUUAUUUUCUCCUGCUGGAGAAACUAUGGCUGCGUCACCAGAGUCCUCGUUGUCGUGGUGCCUGGUUCACAUUUCCAAACCUGGAUCUGGUGCAGAGCACCAUGGGACUCGCGCGGCAGACCCAGGCGGAGGCAGAGAAGUGGACAAGAGGUCCAGAGCGUCUCAGUGGAGAGCACUGGUUGCUAUACGCACACAGCACAUCAAGGGUGGCAAGGCUGGCAUCGCCAGGUUCAGGACUCAAGGUGGUCUGCAGCCCCUGCUAGACCUAGUCAAACAGCCAGAGUGCCCCAGGAAAACACUGGACCUGGCUCUGAGUAUCCUGGCAAACUGCUGCACUGAGCCAGAGACACGCAUUGAGGUUCGUAAACUUGAUGGAAUAAAUACUGUAGUGGGGAUCCUGAACAGAAAUGUGGCCAUGGAGACGGUCCAGAACCGAGCAGCUCGAGCUUUGGGGAACUUGGCCAUGGAUCCAGAGAGCUCUGCACUCAUCCACUCUGCUGGUGGCAUUCCUCUUCUACUCCUCUGUGUCUCUCUUUCCUCCACCCCAUCCUCUCCAACUGCCAUUCUACCAAAGGACCCUUGUCCCAAACUAGAGUGUGCUCAGUCGGCUGCUCGGGCCCUCCUCUACCUCUCAGAUACUCCCACUAACCGCCUCUCCUUGCUCACCCAAGGGACCUUAUCUGCCCUUGCUCCUCUCAUUGCUCCUGAAUAUCCUCAAGGGCUGAGGCGGACGUCACUCAGGACGAUACAUGAGCUGACUCGGGGCUGUGGUGUCGAAUGUGCCAGGGAGGUGUCCCGAUCUGGGGUCCUUAGCCAACUUGGUGUCAUGGCAUCAGGGGAGUCUGGUAAACCGUUUGAGGACUUGGCACUGAAAACUCUGGCCAACAUGUGCUCUCAAGGCUGUUUGCGUCCUCUGGUAGGGUCACUGGGCGUCAUUCAGAAGUUCAUAGAGGAAAUCAAAAAGGACCUGCUAAAGUCAGGGAUCUUCCUCAAGGCUCUGUGCUUGUGCUGCAAGGAGGCAGUUAACAGAGCAAAGGUGAAGGAGAGUGGUGGACUGGAGGUGCUGACUAGCUUUUUGUCCACCCAUCGGAGUCAUCCACUUUCCAGGCUGGUCAUUCUGGCUUGUGUAGACUUUGUUUUUGAUGAAUCUGCUAUGGAGCAAUUGCUAGAGUUAGGGCUGGUCCCGCUGCUUGUUGCACGACUGGUUGAGCUCACCAAAGGAGAGGAGCAAUUUGCUGAGAAGAUGGAUGUGAGCUUCACAUCAAGCAUGUCUCCCGCUGAGCUCCUGCCCUCUUCAUGCUUUGAUUCUUAUGACUUUCCUCCUCCUGAGUGUCACAAGAAGGAGGAAGCUAGCAGGGAGCAAGGUCUCUGUUCGUCAAGCUUUCAAAGCUUUAGGUCAUGGUUGGUGUCUGAGGGACUGAUCUCUUCUGAGGGAGAUCUGCCAGAUUCCUCUGGUGUUGACGGUGAAUGGGGGAGUCUUCAGAUCCCACUGUAUUCAUCCCCAAAUCCUCAUUCCAUUUCUCCCAAAAACUCUUCUUCCCACAACUCCACUCCUUCCUCUUCUAAAAAGGCAGCACUGCCCUCCCCUGUGUCAUCCCUGGAUAAAGUCAAUGAUCUGCCUACAUCUAGUCCCCAGCCCUCCAGUUCUCAAACGACCCAAAACCAUCCCAGCUCCUCUCCCACUAAAACACCUGAAACACCUGUGUCUCCAUCAAAGUUCUCAUCCCUUUACCGAAGGAGGCAGCGAACUCAAUCAUCACCUUCGUUGACCAAGGUCACUUUGGAGACCCCUCCCUCUAUGCCCCGCCCAACGACAUACCACCACCCCUACCACCCUGAACCGUGGACGACUGAGUCGCCUAUCCUGCUGCUGCUGUCGCGCUUCUCCCACACCUCUGAUCCAAGUACUGCUCUGGUCAGCUCUGGCGUCAUGUCCGGCUUGCUCUACUACCUCACCCAGCACCAGGACCCUAGCAGCAGGUGCUUCCGUAUGCUUUGCCGACUGAGCUGCAACCCAAAUUGUUUGCAGGCGCUGGUCCGAACAGGCUCGGUGGCAUUGAUUCACCACCAACUCUGCCAGAGAGGGGGAGGUUUUAAAGGAGAAGAGAGGCAGACGGAUGGAGUCAAAGCCAAAGUUAAACAACUAGGUGUUGCUCUUCUCAAUAAUCUGCGUGUUCAGUGCGAGUCUGGAUUUGGCUCUGGUGUUUUAGCACAUGUAAUGAUGUCGGGCUCAGAGUCGGACAAAAUGAACUGUGCUCUGUCGCUGCCGUUAAUCAGCAGCAACCGGUCCCUGCUAAAGAAACUUCUUCUGGACAGCAGUGGGCUACUUUUGGCUCUGCAGCCCCUUGGCUGCGAUGGAUACGAUGAUGACGACACGGAUGAACACAACCCUGCCGGAUGUGGAAGGCUGCUUUCUGACUUGAAUUCACCACAUGUAGGUCAGGCCACUCAGGUCCACUCGCUGUACUUUUCUCUCCUGAUUGGAUGUCUGUCCAUGCUGACAAGUAGUAUUAAAACUGAGCAUCACAAAAAAUAUCCAAGUGCAGCUGUAACAGAGUCAAUCAGUAAAAUCGGCAGAGUUUCACCCCCUCCAUCUAAAAAGCCUCGGCUCGCUGACAAAUGUCCUUACGGUCUCUCAAACUUUGACCUGGUCUUGCUGCUGGAUGAUGGAACUCAGGUUCCAGCCAACAGGGAGGCAGUGGCUGGGGUGGAGGGAACAGACAGAGCUGGUUCUGAGUACUUUAGGGCUUUGUUGAGAGGUGGAUUUGGAGAAGCUCAGGGUAAGGCAGAAGAUGCCAUCCACAUCAAAGAUGUAAGCACAGGUAUGUUACUGCCAGUGCUACAUUACCUACACGGAUGUCGGCUCACCAAGGGCGCAGAAGCAGCACAGGAAAGUGAUCAGGGAGCGAUGGGAGGACAUUGUCAGAUUUUGGACUCAUUGGUCGUCGAGGGGCUGAGUAUCUGCCUAAAGGAAACAACAGAGAGCUCAGCAGAAGACUUUGCUUUCCAGAAAACACCUGUAGGUGAGAUAAUGAUUGGAGCAUGCCGGUUUUUAGUGACUGAACUGAAGAGAGAGUUGGAAGAUCUCUGUGUGUCUCUUGUUCUGUCCUCCUCCACCACCACUGCUUCCAGUAGAGCAAAGUCGACUCCCACAGAGGAGAUUGAUGACAAGGCUGCAUCUAAAAUGGACCAAGCAUGUCAUGAGUCCGCUGAGGAGAACCUGGCUCAUCGGACAUCUGAGCUAGAGCUGACUGGUUUCAAUAUGCAAAUAGAAAAGUUACCAGAACAAAUUAGGAAAAAAAACAGUUCACCACAGAAAACACACAAUAAGAAAGCUCCUUCCAUGGGAACGGUCAAAAAAGGCAGCUGUUUGGACCCGAUGCUAGGCAAACAUGUCACUUCAGUUUCCAAGUCGAGCUGUACUUCAUCUGUGGACAAAUCAUUCACUUCAGAAGAGUCAAAAUUAAAACCAGAGAACUCGAUUAAAGGUUCAGCACAGCUUCUGAAAUCAGCAGCUCAGGACCUAAUUUCUUGCUCAGAAGGAGAUGCACCAGGUGGACCUCUGGCUGCCCUCCUCCCACAGGUGUACUGGUUUUCUCAGCGCUAUAGCUAUCCAGCACUGGGUCGGACCUGCCUGUGUCUCCUGCUGGGUUGUCAGCACUGCCCUCGGCCUGUUUCGCCCUCUCUUGCUGGGGAUUGCUUUCGCAGACUCGUCAGAGAGGCCGACUGCGUUGAGGCUCUGAAACAGGAUCUGCUACAUCUGGUCACGUCAGCCCUGAAUUAAAUCUGCAGGAUCCAGGAUCAUAUACAUUUUACAUUUUUUAGUUUCAUCCACAUGCCCUUUAUUGUACUUUUUGUCUGCCUCUCUUUUAGACUUUUUUGCUUUUCUAGCAAUGUAGAAAGAUAUUGCCAGUGCUGGAUUAGCAGUCAUUCCACCGUAGGGACCUGUAUGCAGAGUCGGUGUAGUCGAACAGCCAGUUGGAGCACCUGCUCCCUCUUUAAACUGCUGUGAUUGGUUCAAAUCUGCCUUGACAUUUCAUAUUCAGGCUCAAUCCUCUACCACUGUUUUGCAUGUUGACAUGUAGGAGCUUAGCGUGUCCUAAUUUGUGUUAAGGUAGAGGGGUAGGAUGAAGUGUGAGGGUUAACUAAGUGUGGGCACACUUAAAACAGAGGGCUAUGAGAUGUUUCCCUGAUUAACUAAAUCCAAAGAAAAUUUGAUGUUGCCCCCAGACAGCUAGUGUCGUUGAGUAUAUUGUGUAGCUAUACUAACCUCAACAGAACUUGUUUGCAGUCUCUUUUAUAACCUUUAACAGAUUCAGUAGUUUUCGCGGGUGUUGAUGAGGUUAUGUGACAUUUCUCUGCUUUGCGGCGUAAUCAUGCCUUUAGUUGACAUUAAUUAUAUAUAUACAGCUUUUUUCUUUCUUUUUUUUUGUUUGGGUGGCACGGGCAGUCGCAUCUGCUUACGUGAUGACACGUCACAAUCUUGAAGGAGGUUCCCCCGUUUCAUAGGGCUAGAUUUGAACCAAUACCCCUUGCAACCCGGCAGCAAGGGGUAAGUGUAAAAAUUAGUAAUGGGGUUGGGCCUCAGUUGUAAACAGAGACAGAGAUGAGCAGAUGAGCUAAUUAUUCUGUUGAUUAUGCUGAAUUAUGGGAUCAUUGAUCAAAUAUGCCAUAGAAAUCCUGCCUGCUCUUCCAUUAAGAUGGGAACAUAAUUAAAAUAAAUAACACAUUGGUCAGAGUGUAGGUCAUAAUCACAGUUCUGUCUUGUAAAAUAAUAAUCUGUAUGGAUUUCUUCACUUCUAACACAACUGACCGCUAAUUUAUUUUCAUAAUGUUGAAGCAUACAUUUCUGUUAAGCUUGAUUGUAAAUCGAUAUGAAUUGUAGGCGUCCCAGCAUGACAUUAUUUUGUUAAAAUUUGCUGUUGUUGGAUUUGCCUCUAAUGACAAUUGUUUUAUUAUUAUUUUUGAUAUAUUUCUUUUUAUUUUGGAAAAGAAAGUCUUAAGCACAUACCUAUUAUUGCAUCGUGUCAUUUAGCUAAAAGUGCUGGAAUUAUAUCAGAGUUGAUCUUGAAGCCAGUUGUUUAUUUUGUACGUAGAGAUCAUGUAAAAUAGCAGAUAUGCAGUGUAAAGGUCUCACUUGCCCCUUAUAAACUUAUGCUACUGAAUUAUAUUGUUGGAAGGUCA
This is a messenger RNA of Solea senegalensis (Senegalese sole), 5470 nucleotides long. It is a transcript of the gene armc5, whose product is annotated as armadillo repeat containing 5. Gene Ontology annotation, molecular function: protein binding. The record is from RefSeq and is a predicted model, not a curated record. Gene Ontology annotation, cellular component: cytosol. Bases 312 to 4070 code for a protein of 1252 amino acids. Gene Ontology annotation, biological process: anatomical structure morphogenesis. Lineage: Eukaryota; Metazoa; Chordata; Actinopteri; Pleuronectiformes; Soleidae. The transcript has 8 exons.